CUGUUUCAAGGCAAUUCCAGGUACAGCCGGUAUCUACCUUUGAAGCCGUCGCCAUGCCAAGCAAAGUGGUGGACAGAAUCCUACCAUCGCCAUGCCCUCCCAGCACCGAGCCCGGCACCAUUCUAGUCGAAACUGAGAGGGUCAUUAUACGGCGAUACCUCAUGUCAGAUGCUCCAGCCUUGGCAUUGGCCGCAAAUCACGACCAAGUUGCCAGCUUCAUGAGCGACCGCUUCUCUAGCCCAUACACUACCGCCGACGCCGAAGCUUUCAUCAAACGCAGCGUUCACGACGAUGCUUCCGCAGUUUACCCUCAUGCCGCUGCAAUACUCAUAAAGCCAGGCUGCCCAUGCAAUCCUUCGGCAACAGAGUCACUCCUCGUUGGUGGCAUUGGCACUCGUCCUUUGGAAGAUAUCCUCUACAGAACGUGGGACUUGGGCUAUUACCUCUCACCGUUAGUAUGGCGUCAGGGCUAUGGAACUGAAGCGCUUAGCGCAUUCUCAAGAUGGGCGUUUGAGACAUGGCCAAAAUUGUAUCGUCUACAAGCGCAAGCAUAUGCGAGUAAUAUUGCAAGCCAAAAGCUACUACAGAAGUGCGGCUUCGAAUUGGAGGGGAGGGGAAGAGGGGCUGUUGAGAAGAAUGGCGAGAUAAUGGAUGAGGUUCGAUUCGGCCUGUUGAGAAGCGAUUUGAAGUGAUUUCUUUGAAAAUGGUUUUUAUAUAAUGGUAUAGUGUUUUGCGAGUAAUUGGUUGGAGAGAGCUGGGAAGAUUGAAGAGGUUCCGAGUCAUACUUGGGAAGAGACCAAUCAGGACAUGUACAUACUACCAGAGAUGAAGGUCCACUUGAAAAUAUUGAUCGAUGUUUCUUU
Messenger RNA from Trichoderma harzianum CBS 226.95, 863 nucleotides. RefSeq lists its product as hypothetical. Lineage: Eukaryota; Fungi; Ascomycota; Sordariomycetes; Hypocreales; Hypocreaceae. Gene Ontology annotation, molecular function: acyltransferase activity, transferring groups other than amino-acyl groups. The transcript has a single exon. The record is from RefSeq and is a predicted model, not a curated record. The coding region runs from base 54 to 692 and encodes 212 amino acids.